GGGCGACCGCUCGCUCCGCGCUGCCUCGGUGCAGGGCGAGCGGCGGGGCUUUGCAGGGGCCGCCGCCGCGGGAGGAGGGGGCUGAGCUGGCUCCGGAGUUGGCCAAAGAAGCCACCUGGUUCACCCGGUUCAUCCUCCCUUCCCGAAGCUAGCCCUCGAAGGCAGGAGCAGCCGGCGCCUUCGGCAGAGGAGGAGGAGGAGAAGGAGGAGGAGGAGGAGGAGGAAUCGCGUCGGGCGGAGCUUCAGGUCCUGUUCUCCUCUCCGGCUUCUCCAUACAAAGAUUACGGUGCAGAAGGAAAUUGCACUCGCCUCCUCCGCCCCCCGGUACCCAGCACAAUGCACCAGCCGCCGGAGUCCACUGCCGCGGCGGCGGCCGCCGCUGCAGACAUUAGUGCUAGGAAGAUGGCGCACCCGGCAAUGUUCCCUCGAAGGGGCAGCGGUGGUGGCAGCGCCUCUGCGCUCAAUGCAGCAGGUACCGGCGUCAGUGGUGCUGCUCCAUCUUCUGAGGAUUUUCCUCCUCCUUCGCUGCUCCAGCCGCCGCCGCCUCCUGCUGCAUCUUCCACGCAGGGACCACAGCCUCCGCCUCCACAAAGCCUGAACCUCCUCUCGCAGGCUCAGCUGCAGGCACAGCCUCUCGCGCCGGGCGGAACUCAGAUGAAAAAGAAAAGUGGCUUCCAGAUAACUAGCGUUACUCCGGCUCAGAUCUCUGCCAGCAUCAGCUCUAACAACAGCAUAGCAGAGGACACGGAGAGCUACGACGAUCUGGAUGAGUCUCACACGGAAGACCUGUCUUCUUCCGAGAUCCUUGAUGUGUCACUUUCCAGGGCCACUGACUUAGGUGAGCCUGAACGCAGCUCCUCAGAAGAGACUCUGAAUAACUUCCAGGAAGCUGAGACACCUGGGGCAGUCUCUCCUAACCAGCCCCACCUUCCUCAGCCUCAUCUGCCUCACCUCCCACAACAGAACGUUGUGAUCAAUGGAAAUGCUCAUCCACACCACCUCCAUCACCACCAUCACAUUCAUCAUGGGCACCACCUCCACCAUGGACACCAUCACUCAUCCCAUGCUGCUGUGGCCAGUUCAUCCAUUCCUGGAGGGCCACCCUCGAGCCCAGUGUCCAGAAAACUCUCUACAACUGGAAGUUCUGAUGGUGGGGUGCCAGCCGCACCGACUUCUGCUGUCUCAUCGAGUGGCCUGCCUGCUGCCUCUGUGAUGACUAACAUCCGUGCUCCAAGUACUACAGGCAGCAUAGGUAUAAGUUCCGUUACGGGCCCGAGCGCCACGAAUAAUGUGAACGUCGCUGCCGUGGGUAGUUUCAGUCCUACCGUGACAAGCAGUGUGCAUGGUAGUGCUAAUAUGAGUACAAGCAAUAUUCCUAAUGCUGCUAGUGUAAGUGUCGGGCCUGGAGUUACCAGUGGUGUUAAUGUGAAUGUCUUGAGUGGCAUGGGCAAUGGUACUGUUUCUUCCUCUCCUGUUGCUAACAGUGUCCUUAAUGCAGCUGCAGGUAUCCCUGUGGGAGUGGUUUCAAGUCAGCAGCAGCAGCCGCAGCAGCCAACAGUUAACACGUCAAGGUUCAGAGUUGUGAAGUUAGACUCCACUUCCGAGCCCUUUAAAAAAGGUAGAUGGACUUGCACUGAGUUCUACGAAAAGGAAAAUGCCCCGCCUGCCGCAGAAGGCGUGGCGGUAAAUAAAGCGGUGGAGACCGUGAAGCAGACCCCCACGGAAGUGUCUUCUUCGGAGAGGGAGAGCACGAGUGGGAGUUCAGUGAGCAGUAGUGUCAGCACACUGAGCCACUACACGGAGAGUGUGGGAAGUGGGGAGAUGGGAGCCCCUGCCGUGGUGCAGCAGCAGCAGCAGCAGCAGCAGCAGCAGCAGCAGCUGCCGCCGCCACCAGGUCUUCAAGGUGUGGCCCUCCAGCAGAUAGAUUUCGGUAGCCCUGGUCCACAGAGUAUUGCAGCAGUGAGUAUACCACAGAGUAUUUCUCAGUCGCAGAUGUCACAAGUCCAAUUACAGCCUCAAGAACGGAGCUUUCCGCAAAAGCAGGGUCUUCAACCUGUACCUCUGCAAGCCACAGUGAGUGCCGCCACGGUUCUCCAGCCUUCCUCUGUAAACGUGGUCGGUGUCACGGCAGCCUUGGGUCAGCAGCAGCCUUCCAUUUCCAGUCUGGCUCAGCCCCAACUGCCGUAUUCUCAGACAGCUCCUGCCGUGCAAACUCCUCUUCCAGGGGCACCACCCCAGCAGUUACAAUAUGGGCAGCCGCCGCCAAUGGUCUCUACACAGAUAGCUCCAGGCCACGGCCAGUCAGUGACUCAGAAUCCUGCUUCCGAGUAUGUACAGCCGCCGCCAAUUCUUCAAGCACCCGUGUCCUCUGGACAGUCCAGUUCUGCAGGAACGGGAGCAGGACCCUCAGGGAUCCCUGUGCCUCCGCCACAGGGGAUCCAGCUGCCAGCGCAGCCCACCGCAGUCCAAGCACAACCUGCAGGGGCAUCUGGGCAGCCCAUUGGCCAGGCUCAAACAGCAGUGUCCGCUCUACCCGCUGGCAGUCAAAUGGCGAAUAUUGGUCCACAAGCAAACGUGCCCACGGCGGUACAGCAGCCAUCUACCCACGUUACACCUUCAGUUAUCGCGCAAGGUGCUCCGCCAUCUUCACAAGGAGUUCUGCCCGCUCCACCUGGGAUUCUUCAUCAGGGAGUUCAAACUAGUGCUUCGCGCCUUCCUCCACAACUGGUUAUCGCCCCCCAGAGUACCUUGUUAACUGUGCCUCCCCAGCCGCAGGGAGUAGAAACGGUGGUUCAAGGAGUUGUUAGCCAGCAGUUGCCCGCAGGUAGUCCUUUGCCCCCCGCUAGUAGCAUUUCGGUUACCAGUCAGGUUAGUUCCGCUGGCCCUUCUGGAAUGCCUUCUGCCCCAACAAACUUAGUUCCACCACAGAAUACAGCACAAACCCCGGCUACCCAAAGUGGCAGUGUGGUUCAGAGCGUUAGUCAGUCUCCCUUGAUAGCCACUAACAUCAGUUUGCCUUUGGCACAACAAAUACCACUAAGCUCUGCUCAGUUCUCCACACAGCCCUUAGCUCAGGCGAUUGGAAGCCAGAUGGAAGACGCCAGGCGCCCGGCGGAGCCCUCCCUGGUCGGCUUACCUCCGACGCUGAGUGGGGACAGUGGGGGAGUGUCAGCAGUUUCCGAUGGGAGUAGCAGCAGUCUCCUGGCAGCCUCUGCUGCUCUCUUCCCGUUGAAGGUGCUACCGCUGACAACACCCCUGGUGGAUGGCGAGGACGAGAGCUCUGGUGCAAGUGUGGUAGCUAUCGACAACAAAAUCGAGCAAGCUAUGGAUCUGGUGAAAAGCCAUUUGAUGUAUGCAGUUAGAGAGGAAGUGGAGGUUCUGAAGGAGCAGAUCAAAGAACUCAUAGAGAAAAACUCCCAGCUGGAGCAGGAGAACAAUCUGUUGAAGACACUGGCCAGUCCGGAGCAGCUCGCCCAGUUUCAGGCCCAGCUGCAGACUGGCUCCCCUCCGGCCACCACGCAGCCCCAGGGGAGCACACAGCCCCCUGCACAGCCAGCAUCCCAGGGCUCAGGAUCCACCGCGUAGCCUGCUGUACCCCUACGGAACUGGCUGCUGCUGUCCGAACUGAACAGACCGAAGAAGAGAUGUGUUAGCGAGAAACCGCCUCCACCGUCACCCAUUUCAUUUCACCGCUGUCUAUGAAAGAGACGUGAGACUCACAUGCCAUUCUCGCUUUUCCCAGUAUUAAGCACUCAUAUGCUUUGGGCUUGAAGAAAUGUACUAGUUGAGUGAAUUAAAGGUUAAUCAGAGAAUGAGCAUGGAUGUGCCCUGUGCGACUUGGCAGAUGUCUGAGGAAUGGUUUAAUUGAUGCUGAGGAGCUGUGUGCCUUUUCAACCCUUCCCAGCCACCCACCCUGCUUCCACGAGCUCUGGGGCUUGCCUGCAUGAGGCUCGGAAGGUGGGCUGCUCCUGGAUUUUGUGCUCUCCUCUCCUUCCCUUCAAGGAACUUAAAGAGAGGCCAGAAACGAGACUGCAAUGGGGGGGAGGGGGUUUAGUCGUUUUACAAACCGACAACUGUCACCAAAGUUUAUAAAACACACUAGUACUGUCCCCCUUUUCUGAAACAUCGCAGACAAACUAUAGAGACGAAACGGUGACAGGGACCUAGGCUAUCAUUAUGAAGGUUGUUUUGCUUAUUGUAUAUUUGUGUAUGUAGUGUAACGAAUUUGUACAAUAGAGGACCGUAACUACUGUUUAGGUUGUACAGAUUGAAAUUUAGAUGUUACAUUGGCUGUCUGAAAAGGUGUGGAUUGUCCUUUAUAGAGAGACCUACAGAGAAACUGUUUCAUGACAAAAACCACACCUGAAGAAAUGUUAAGAAUUUGGCACAGUUAGUUACUUGGUGUAAUUUGAAAUCUAGCUGCUGAAUCUUGCGGAGUAAAUCCCUGUUCACCGACGUCGUCUCGGUUGAGCUGGUUGACUACAUGGAGAAAUGGUCAUUUACUGAGCAAUGGAUUUCCCAGUAGGGGUUUCUGCAUAUCACCUGUAUAGUAGUUCUCUGCAUACGUUUCUGUGCAUGUUCGCUACAGUUAUCACUGUAUUUACCUGUUGUACUGUCACCUUUCAAUAAAGCAUAUAAAAUGUUGAUA
Peromyscus eremicus (cactus mouse) is the source of this 4648-nucleotide messenger RNA. It is a transcript of the gene Tsc22d1, whose product is annotated as TSC22 domain family member 1. The coding region runs from base 337 to 3585 and encodes 1082 amino acids. The record is from RefSeq and is a predicted model, not a curated record. The transcript is spliced from 4 exons. Gene Ontology annotation, biological process: regulation of transcription by RNA polymerase II. NCBI's taxonomy places the organism in Eukaryota, Metazoa, Chordata, Mammalia, Rodentia, Cricetidae.